CCCAACGUUUUUGGAUUAUUAUGAACUACAUAAGCGAAACGGAUAUGUUAUUGUGUUAAAAACUCGUAUUAGCACACAGCAUGAGAGACUGUCGUCGUACAAGCGGAAGAUGACGUAAACUCAGCCAGUAACAAGUCCUUGAAACAUGGUGUCAACUGAAGUAAACACUGAACAGAAUACUAUAAAUGUUGACUGGGAAAGAUUUGGUUUGGGUGAUAACACACAGAGAAAUAAUGCUACUGAAAGAAGCAGAGGUCAAGGGACUAGUCAAAGAACAUAUGAUACAGAAUAUCAGUUUGGUCCAGGAGGUCAUCAAGCAUCUAAUGCAAAUGAGCUGUUUGCUGAAGAACAAGGUGAUAAACCAUGGUGGAAAUCAAACUUUUUCAUAUCUGAGCCUGUGCUGUUUGGUCAGUGGGAUGGAGUUUUCACUUCGUGCCUAAUAAAUAUAUUUGGUGUCAUUGUAUUUUUACGAUCAGGAUGGAUUGUAGCACAAGCUGGCGUUCUGAAUGCAGUCCUUAUUGUCUUAGCUACUGUGGCUGUUGCACUUGUGUCAGUUCUCUCUGCUGUUGGAAUUUGUGAACGAUGUCGCAUGGAAAGUGGUGGAGUGUAUUUUCUGGUUGCACAUGUCCUUGGUUCACAGUAUGGAGGAGCUCUGGGGCUGCUGUAUGUCUUUGGCCAGGCAGUGGGAUGUGCCUUGAAUGUGUUGGGAUUUGGUGAAUCCAUAGCUGGCCUAUUUAGUCUGACAGAUACACCUUGGGCUACUCGAGGUUUUGCUAGUGCCGCUGUUCUUCUCUUAGGAAUCAUUAAUGUAGCAGGUGUCAAGUGGGUUGUGAAACUACAAUUCCUACUACUCAUUAUUCUUCUCCUCGCUGGUCUGGACUUCGCUGUGGGCAGCUUUGUGCAUACAGAUGCUGCAAGUGGUUUUACUGGUUGGAUGACAGGGCGACUGACAGAUAAUACGUUUCCUGAUUACCAUGAUGGCUACAGCUGGUUCACAGUGUUUGGCGUUUUCUUUCCCACUGUAACUGGGGUAAUGGCAGGCAUCAAUAUGAGUGGAGAUCUUCGUUACCCUUCACGGGAUAUCCCAAAUGGAACUCUUGCUGCAAUGGGUACUGGGACACUUCUCUAUCUGAUUUUUGUGUUGUUCCUGGGAUCAACAUGUCAACGCUAUGUUUUACUCACAGACUUCAUGAUUGCCUCUAAAGUUUCUAUUGUUAGUGUUUUAUUGCUAGCUGGUUUGUACGUGUCUUCAAUGUCCAGCUGCCUAGGGGCAAUGUACGGUACACCACGUGUCCUACAGUCAGUUGCCAAUGAGAAUGUUAUACCUAUCAUACAAAUAUUAGGACGAGGGCGGGGUCCCAAUAAAGUGCCACUGUAUUCAUUGGCAGUGGUUGCAGUCGUUACGCUGACUUUCAUCCUAGUUGGACAGAUAAAUACACUUGCACCUGUUGUCACCAUGCCUUUCCUGAUUACAUAUGCCUCUAUUGAUUACGCAUACUUUGCAUUGGCACAGACACAUGAUAUUCACCAGAGACGUGAAGACAGAUUUAGAGCACAAGAAUUUAUUACUGGUUCGUCUGAUGGUGUAAGACAUUAUGGAGGUACUAUAGAACGAUCCGAAGAUCAGUUUUCAUCUGGCGAUCUGGACACUUUGUUCCCUGAAAGGCUGCAACAUAGGAAGGAAAUGAUUUUACAACGUUCUUCAAGUCUGGUGUCAUCUCCAGAAGAACAGACUACAUCUCAAGCAGGAAAUCAUCAACCAGCUGUCCAGAAUGCACACAUUCAUUCAAAACUGAAAAACUGGUACUCACCAUUCUGCAACAGGUGGCUGUCACUUGGAGGUGUUGCUGUAAAAAUUUUGAUUAUGUUUCUUGUGCAUUGGGGAUAUGCCCUAGCAAAUAUCAUUGCUGUUUUCCUUGUGUGGUUCUAUAUUGGGCAUGCAAAUCCAGCUGUUAAACCUGGAAUAUCUUCAGAAUUUAAAUUCUUCCGUUGGCUGAAGAAUGUCCUCCUCAGAUGCAUGGGAAGAAGAGUGCAAGAAUAUGAGCAGAUUAUUGUUACACCUGUACACCCAGGAAUGGAGACACUCUCAUCACAAAUUAAUGAAGAUAAUGAAGAUUUUGCCAAUAGGAGAAGGUAUCAUCAGACAUCAACUGUGCAAGGGCGCUUUGUUGAGAUUGAUGAUGAUGAUUAAAAGCUUAAUAAAUAGAUCACUUGUAAAACAGAUUCAUAUUAGCAAGAACAUGACAAGCUUGUUGCUAGGUUGUGUGUGUUCUGAUAAUAACAGGCUUUAUUUAUUAUUAUUAUUAUUAUUAUUAUAUUUAAUCCAGUAAAAUCCAUGCUGUAAAGAUGGGAUAGGAAGACGCGCUCCUCAGAAAAUGUCGGACAUUAGGGGAAUUAGUGUUUCUAGGAAAGAUUAUGCUAAGAGAAGGCCAAAAUGUACAGGCGGCUGUAUGGCAACAAUCCCAGCAAAAUUAUCCUUAGUUUGGCUUCAUGUUUCUGGCAUGUAAAUAAUAAUCUUCAUUAACAGCAAGAGUUAAAGGUUCCCUUUUAAAUUAAUAACAGGAAGGCUGAUACACUUGUUUUAGGUUUGAAUUUACCUGGUUCUUUGAAUACUGUUUCUCAUAAUUGCAGAAUAAUCACCUGAAUACACAAAAAACAAAUAUCAGUUUUGUCACCUGCAAGUAGCGCUUCUAAACUCCGACUUAAAAUGCAUCACUUGGUUCGGGCUAAUAUUUUAAUGUUUACUUCACCCACUGUUAUUUGCCAGUGUGAAUGUUCACAAUGUUUUAUUGUAAAGCCUUUAUUCACAAAGUAGCAGAUUUUAUAAUAUACAUUUGUCACUUUCGGGUAUGAUAUUCUGAACAAAUUUGAGACAUACUUCUUAUAACAAUAAGAUUGGUUGUAAAUAUAACACACUAGACGUGUCCUAAAUAAUUGAUGAAAACUAACCACAACAAGUACAAUUUCUAUUACAACUAAGAUUGUAAUUCAAACAAAACAAGGGUUAGUAUCACUGUGAUUUUUUAAUGAGAAUUUUUAAUUACUGUGCCAUAAAACUAUAAACAGGUUGUACUGUUUUGUUUGAUAAUCUAAAUAUCUUAUGGCAUGUCGUGCAGGAAAACUUAUUUUUUUAGUAUACUAACACAUUUUAUGGGUGUUGGUUCAAGUAUGAUUUUUAAAAGUAUAUGCUCAUAGAGUGUAUGUCUAGCAUUUAUGCCAUAUGAUCACAC
Messenger RNA from Schistocerca cancellata (South American locust), 3230 nucleotides. Its product is annotated as solute carrier family 12 member 8. Gene Ontology annotation, cellular component: membrane. The transcript has 13 exons. The record is from RefSeq and is a predicted model, not a curated record. Gene Ontology annotation, molecular function: potassium:chloride symporter activity. Bases 146 to 2191 code for a protein of 681 amino acids. Lineage: Eukaryota; Metazoa; Arthropoda; Insecta; Orthoptera; Acrididae. Gene Ontology annotation, biological process: potassium ion import across plasma membrane; potassium ion homeostasis; cell volume homeostasis.